AUGACUUCUUCACCUCCUACGAUUAGAAAAGAAUCAAGAAGACCUUCCUCUUCCGAUAUCAGGAUAAACACAAGAAAAACUUCUUGUUCUAGCGAUUUAUCAACGUUAGAAACAAUACUAUCAACAUUUCAAUUAGCGCAACCGCCAACUCCAAAUUCUACUGCUGGUAGUUUAUCAAGCAUUCCUGAAUCACAAACAUCGCCAUUAAUUCUAGCUGUUCAAUGUGCCAGAAUUUUAUUGAAACAACCAAACAUUAACGAUACAAUACCUAAUUAUGAUGAUAAAAAACCUAUUGAUCUAGCUAGAAAUCAAGAAAUAAUAGAGUUAUUUAAUGCAAAUAAACAAGAAUUUAUUGAGGAAUCAACUUCAUUGUUUCGACAAUAUGUUUCAGAUUCAAACUAUAUAGCAAUACAAAAUUUAUUUCAAAAUCCAAGAGUCAGUGCUUUAAUUGAUAUAAACCUUCAAAAUCCUUCAAAUGGCACAACCUUACUGCAUGAUGCGACCAAAAAAAAAAAUUUGGAGAUGGUCAAAUUUUGCUUAGAUAAUGGUGCAGAUGUAACCGUCAGGGAUCGUAAAGGCAAAACACCAAUUGAUGUUGCUAAAGAUGAUAAAAUUAAAAACUUAUUAAAACAAGUUAAACCAACAAUUGAAUUAGAGAUUUCAACUUCACCAGAUCAUCCACCAAAAUUAAAAGGAUACUUACAUAAAUGGACAAAUUAUGCCGGAGGUUAUAAGAUCAGAUGGUUUGUACUUGAAAAUGGUGAUGCAGGUAAUUCGUGUCGUGGCUCAAUUAAUAUGAAAAUAGCAAAAAUUUCUAAAGAUACAUCAGAUACACAAAGGUUUGUUAUAAUUGGUAAAGGUUCUGUAAGAUAUCAUUUAAGAGCAAAUACUCCAUUAGAAGCAAAAGAAUGGAUAGCUGCAUUAGAACAAUCAAUACAAUGGGAGGAUAAUAAUAAUACUACGAAUAGGUCAAUUACAAUAGAUGACAAAGCCUCUAUUUCACUUGUAUCACGUGAAAGUAACAGAGAUGAAGAUUUAAGGAUUGGACGCAAUUUACACAGGGAUGAUCAAAGCAAUAUAGAGAAAGGCGAAGAAAAUAAUUAUAUGGGUGAACAUUCUAGAUCAUCAUCAAAUGAUUCAAGUGAAAUUGAUAAGUUACCAUACGAAAAUACCUACCAUUUGACUAUAAGUUCAGUUAGAACACAAUUCGAUUUACAAAAUCGAUUAUUUGAAUCUUUAGUUGAUUUAUUAAGGCAGUCUUCCACAGAAAAAGAUUCAAAAGAAUCAAAACUUAUAGAGGCUUUUGCGAAAUCUUUACAAACAUUACAAGAUUUGUUAAAUGAUACACUUAAAAUGUCAGAAGAAAGAGAUAACUAUUGGCAGAAAAAAUUAGGUAAAGAAUUAGAAGCUAAAAAGUUAUGGGAAGAAAGCAUGGAAGCUUUAGCAAUUGAAAAAACUGAAAUGGAAACAGUAAUACAAAAUAAUGCAAAGGAAGAAAAAAUAAUGAAAAAACAUUUAAAAGCAGCUAUUAUUGCUGAAAGUCUAGUUAACUCACCAACUAGUCCUAAAUUUUCAAACUUAUCAUCAAAUUCUAAAGAACCUGUUUCGCCUAAUAAACCUCAAGAUGGUUUAAUUGAUAAAGAUGCUGAAAAGAAAGAGGAGCAACUUUCAUUGGCAGACAUAUACGAUUCUGAAGAUGAAUUUUACGACGCUUUUGAUGGCGGACCAAUUUUAGAAGGGGUCGAACCAAGCAUUAUUACCAAUCCAACCGAAGAUAAUCUCUCGUCAACUUUUGGAAAAAAUGCCUCAUUAUCCAAAGAUGUUCAGCCAACGUAUAUAUCUGAUUCAUACAAUGGGUAUCCCGAUCAUGCUAGAACAAAAUUUUCACUAGAUAAAGGCUUUUCAAAACCUGAAGUUUCAUUAUGGUCAAUAUUAAAAAAUUCUAUUGGCAAAGAUUUAAGUAAUAUCGCUUUACCUGUCUAUUUUAAUGAGCCAACUUCUAUGCUACAGCGUAUGUCUGAAGACAUGGAGUAUAGUGAAUUAUUAGAUCUUGCAGCUAUACAGAAAGGUAGCACUGAGAGAAUUUUAUUUGUUGCUGCCUUUGCUAUGAGCAAUUACUCUAGUACCGUUGGUAGAAUUGCAAAGCCAUUCAAUCCCUUAUUGGGAGAGACUUAUGAGUAUGUUCAUCCAGAUAAAUCCUUUAGGUAUGUGUCGGAACAAGUCAGCCAUCAUCCACCAAUUAGUACAUGUCAUUGUGAAUCACCCAAUUAUGAUUUUUUUUCUGAGGUGGACGUAAAAUCAAAAUUUUGGGGAAAAUCAUUUGAGGCAUUACCACAAGGAGUAUCACAUGCGAGACUAAAAGUUUUAAAGGAAUACUUUCCUACAUAUACAAACAAGUCAGCUGAAGACUUUCCAGCAAAUGGUAAUCCCAAAGCAUUUUCUGAACAUUAUUCAUGGAAAAAAGUUACAACAUCUGUAAAUAAUUUAAUGAUUGGUAAACCGUGGUUUGACCAUUAUGGUGAUAUGACUAUAACAAAUCAUUUGACAGGAGAUCAGUGUAUUUUAACUUUUAAAGCCAGGGGUUGGAGAGGCAAAGAUGCGUUUGAGAUUAGAGGUGUUGUGAAAGAUAAAGAUGACAAAGGAAUUUGGGAGAUUGCAGGUAGAUGGAAUGAAAGGUUGGUUGCAAGAAGAAUAAUUUUAAGUCCUUCGACACAUGAAGAGGAUUUGGGAAGUGAUGCAGCGGCCUCAAAAGCUAAAUUAGUACAUGAAUUGUCACCAACAUUUAAACUCGAAUCACCAAUACAGACAUCACCAAUUUCAACCACCCAACCACAACGAAGACCAAUUGUAUUGUUAUGGGAAAAGCAUCCAGCACCUGAAGAACCUUUACCAUUUAACUUAACACCAUAUGCAAUGACAUUAAAUGAUUUACCCAGUUCAUUGAAAAUAUGGAUAGCACCUACAGAUUCAAGAUUGAGGCCUGAUCAAAGAUCAAUGGAGUUAGGUGAUUAUGAAUCUGCAAGUUUGGAAAAAAAUAGAUUAGAGGAGAAACAAAGAGAAAAAAGAAAAUUAAGAGAAGCUGGUUCUAUUCCAGAAUUUCAACCUAGGUGGUUUACUAAAGAAAUUGAAGAGGACACCGGUGAAAAAUAUUGGAAAUUCAAUCAUGAAUAUUGGAAAGAAAGAGAACGUGUCGUUAGAGAAAAGAUUCAAGGCAUUGGAGAUUCUAAAUGGAAUAUUGAUGAUGAUGAUAUUUUUUAG
This is a messenger RNA of Entrophospora sp. SA101, 3258 nucleotides long. The record is from the annotation of a GenBank genome assembly. Lineage: Eukaryota; Fungi; Glomeromycota; Glomeromycetes; Entrophosporales; Entrophosporaceae.